Calliphora vicina (urban bluebottle blowfly) is the source of this 2063-nucleotide messenger RNA. RefSeq lists its product as uncharacterized. Gene Ontology annotation, biological process: transmembrane transport. The record is from RefSeq and is a predicted model, not a curated record. Gene Ontology annotation, cellular component: membrane. The transcript is spliced from 9 exons. Gene Ontology annotation, molecular function: transmembrane transporter activity. The coding region runs from base 136 to 1935 and encodes 599 amino acids. Lineage: Eukaryota; Metazoa; Arthropoda; Insecta; Diptera; Calliphoridae.
ACGAAAUUUAAAUAGAAAUAAAAAGAAAUACAAAAAAAAGUUUGGAGAAAUUUAAUUAAAAAAAAAGAAAUGUUUUAAUUAUCUAACAAAAACACAAGUGAAAAUAUAAUUAAUUAAAGAAAUUAAUAAAGAAAAAUGUCAUCACCACCAACGGCUUUAGCAGCCUCAAAUAAAGAGGAGGAAAAACUGAAUUAUUUUCAAAAAGUAUGGCGUUUUCGCCGCUACCUAACCAUAGAACCUUUCUUCUUCUUCUAUUUGAUGGCCAGUGUUUUCAAUGCCAUUGCCAUGUUAAAUUUCCCAUUGGACAAGGCCUGUCGCGUUAAUUUGGGCUACAGCAAAGAGGUGUGUGCUACCACUUUGGAUAAAUCACAGUAUGACAUUGAUUGUGAUGCUUUUAAUUUCGAAAAUGCCACCGAAUUUGCAGCCUCUAUGCAGGAAAUGUUUUUCAAUGACACUUCGCCGGGCUUCAACUAUACGGUGUGUAAGGCGGAAGUGGGUGCCCAGAAAUUGGCAGCCAAUGUUUCGGGCAAAAGGGCGCCAAUAGCCGCUAUUUUCCCCUUGAUCGUACUGCUGUUCGCUGGUGGUUGGAGUGAUCGUUAUAACAAACGAAAAGCCUGCAUGAUUGCUCCCCUUAUCGGAGAGUGUUUAUCAUUUUUGUGUCUUUUGGUGUCCGCUAUAUUUUUCGAUCAAAUACCCAUGGAAUUUGGAUCGUAUGCAGAAGCCAUAGUGCCGGCAUUAUUUGGUGGCAGUACUUUAUGUUUAAUGGCCAUAGACAGUUAUAUGACAAUAUCCACGCCGGAAGAGGAUAGAAUUUUUAGAUUUGGCAUUUUCGCCAUGUUUGCCACGGGCAUGCCUUUUAUAGGUCAACCUAUAAGUGGUUUAUUGUUUCAAUAUUUGGGUUAUAUAAUGUCCUUUGGUAUGGCUUUAACUUUCAAUAUCAUUGCUACCCUGUACAUAAUCUUUGUAAUCAAAGAACUUAAACCUUCAAUAAAGCCUGUGGAUCUAACUAACCACCCGCCACCUCUACCCAGCCAGGCUCCGCCUCACAUGCUGAGUCAAGGUGCUGAAAAUCUAGCUUAUGAGGUCACAAAUUUAGAAGAUAUUACUCAUCCCCAUAAAAAUGUCUCCUUUGAAAUGUCUGCCAAUGGCACUGACAUCGUUACGGUCGCUCCCACGCCUGUUGUGCCGGACAACAAAAAUUGGUUGAUCAAAUUCUUCGAUCCCACCCUGGUGGUGGAUUAUGUUAAGUUUCCUCUGAAAAAGCGCAAGAAUCGAGGCCGCAUGUUAUUGGCUUUCUUGAUAAUGGCCUAUAUGUUUACCAUAGGACCGGCAUUGGGUGAAAAUGAUUUUUGGAAUCGUUUUGCUUUUAUUAAAUUGAACUGGAAUGGCAAUGAUUUUAGUAUUUAUACUACAUUUACUUCUGCUUUAGCUUUGGGAGGUACUUUUAUUGGCACUGCUAUUUUCAGUAAACUGUUGAAAUUCUCUGAUGCCUUGGUGGGUUUUGUAUCAGCUUUAACUACUGCUUUAUCCAGAGUGUUAUUUGGCUUUUCCAAAGACACUGCCACUUUUUAUGCUGGUGGCAUAGCGGAUAUGUUUGCGACUUUAAGAGUAAUUGCCAUAAAGACCAUUGGUUCCAGUAUAGUAGAUGAAGAGGAAUUGAGUAAAAUGUUCUCCAUCUUCAGUAUCUGCCAACCUAUUGCCCAAUUGAUAUUUACACCCAUUUACAGUGAUAUUUAUGAGAAUACGGUGAAUUCAUUUCCGGGAGCCAUUUUCUUAUUCAGUGAAGUAUUUGCUUUGCCAAAUGUCAUUGUUUUUAUCAUUUGUUAUGUUGUGGUGAGACGUCGCAAGACCCAAAUUAAAAAACGUGAAAAACUGGAAAAUGGUCAAGGUAACACAACUCAGAGUAAUGGUGAUGUGGAGAUAACUAGUCUUUAGAUUUUGCAGAAUUUCAAAAUCUAAGUUUUUGUAUAAAUUAUCAAACUAUUUGUAAAUAUUCUUUUUAUUUUUAUAUACGAGUAUACUGUUUUUGUUUUUAAUAAAAUUAAAAACCAUUUAAAAUAUUA